GAACCGACGCACAGCUCCUCUGCUCUCAAACCCUCUCCAAGCAAUGAUUGCCAAGCCUUGUGGCUCCCUAGCAGUGCAACUGCUCAUAUGUUGCACCUUGAUGCUGGUCUUUGCCGACCCUGUUGCUCCAGCCCCUGCUCCUGCUCCAGCUCCGACGACUCGAAGCUUCAGGUGGGACGUCGAGUACAUUAUGUGGGCGCCGGACUGCCAACAGAGUGUGAUGAUCGGGAUCAACGGCAAGUUCCCCGGGCCGACGAUCACUGCCAACGCCGGGGACAGGAUCAGUGUGGAGGUGACCAACAGCUUGCACACCGAGGGGCUCGUCAUCCACUGGCAUGGAAUUAAACAGAUUGGGACGCCAUGGGCUGAUGGAACCGCAUCGAUAUCCCAGUGCCCUAUCAACCCGGGGGAGACGUUCACCUACGAGUUCGUGGCUGACAAGCCGGGAACGUUCUUCUACCACGGCCACUUCGGGAUGCAGAGGGCGGCGGGGCUGUACGGGUCGCUCAUCGUAAACGGCACGGAUGAGCAGAAGGAGCCCUUCGCGGACGAGUACGACGGCGAGCUCAACAUGCUGCUCAGUGACUGGUACCACGAGAACGUCUACGCGCAGGCGGCAGGGCUCGACGGCAAGGACAAGCACUGGCAGUGGGUCGGUGAGCCUCAGACAUUGCUGAUUAACGGGAGGGGGCAGUUCGAUUGCUCUCUGGGAAUAAACCGUGACCGCAGAGCCUGCGACAGGAGGAAGACGGACGCGUUCUGCAAGGAAGAGGACAAGAGCGAGAGGUGCGAGCUGAUCAGGAGAAGCGAGUGCGGGCCCUUCUGCGAGGCGAGCCAGUGCGCUCCUGUGGUCUUCGACGUGCAGCCGGGGAAGACGUACAGGGUCAGGAUUGCCAGCACCACCUCACUCUCGGCUCUCAACGUGCAGGUUCAAGGGCACAAACUGACGGUGGUGGAGGCCGACGGGAACUUUGUCGCGCCGUUCGACGUCGACGACAUCGACAUCUACUCCGGCGAGAGCUACUCCGUCCUCCUCAAGACGGACCAGAGACAGUUGCCCUACUGGAUCUCCGUCGGCGUCAGAGGGCGAAAGCCCAAGACGUUGAAUGCCCUGGCCAUCCUAAACUACACCAACAGCAAGUCCGGCUGGCCGGCGGGCGUGCCUCCGGCGACCCCAGCCUGGGACAACGUGACACGCAGCAAAGAGUUCACCUACAAGAUCAAAGCACGGGCGGGCACUGUCCGGCCGCCUGAGGCCGUGGACCGGCGGAUCGUCAUGCUCAACACGCAGAACUGGGUCAAGGGCCACAUCAAGUGGGCCAUCAACCACGUCACCCUUUCGCUCCCGGCCACCCCGUACCUCGGCGCCUACUACUACGGCAUCGAGGCCAUCGCGUUCGACGCCACCGCUGAGUCGCCGGACACCUACGACCAGAGCUACGACAUCGAGAAGCCGCCGGAUGCACAGGCCCCUGAGGCUCAGAGUCCGACGGCGGUCAGCGACCGGGUGUACAGGAUCACGCACGGCACCGUCGUCGACGUGGUCCUCCAGAACGCCAACGCGCUCGAGAAAGGCGUGAGCGAGUCGCACCCGUGGCACCUGCACGGGCACGACUUCUGGGUGCUGGGCUAUGGCGACGGCCUCUACAACCACGACAGGGACUCGAAGGCGCUCGACACGGAGAGCCCGCCGCUGCGGAACACGGUGGUGCUGUUCCCGCACGGGUGGACGGUGCUCCGCUUCGUGGCGGACAACCCAGGCGUGUGGGCGUUCCACUGCCACAUCGAGCCGCACCUCCACAUGGGCAUGGGCGUCAUCUUCGCCGAAGGGAUGGAGAAGCUGCGCGAGCUCAACGUGCCGAGGGAAGCCAUGAUGUGCGGGCAGGCCACGAAGGCGGUGGUCCCGCUUGCUCCGGCCAUGGCGCCGUCGCCGCCGUCCCCGUGAUAUGGAAACGUUGGAUGGUUUCCUCGCAUGCCCGUUCCAGUACACACUAGUAUAUGCAGUGAACAAAUAUUAUUGUGCACGUAUAUACGACUGUCAUAUUGGUAAGCUAGGAGCUGUGCUUGUGGAGUGCAAAGUAAAGCCAUUAGAGAUGUGAUUACAAUAUGAGAUGUAACAAUGUGGUUAAGAUUAAAUAAAUUUGCUACUGUAUGUGAUAAGAUA
Molecule: messenger RNA, 2164 nt
Organism: Phragmites australis (common reed)
Lineage: Eukaryota; Viridiplantae; Streptophyta; Magnoliopsida; Poales; Poaceae
Product: L-ascorbate oxidase-like
Exons: 5
Coding region: 44-1945 (633 amino acids)
Cellular component (GO): plasmodesma; extracellular region
Molecular function (GO): copper ion binding; oxidoreductase activity
Source: RefSeq, a predicted model, not a curated record